AUGAUCGACCAGUUCCUUAUAUUCAGACCAACAGGCCAGGUGGAAUUCAACUACCAGCCCGGGAAAAACCUGUCGGGGGUGGUGAACGCCUUCAUAGACCAGGUGCUUGUUUCGGAACGCAAUUUGAAAACAUUCAGCCAGGCGGAGAAGGACGAGGCCAACGACAUCGACGACGAAGACGGAGUCGUCGUGGGCAGUUAUAACGUCGAAAAGUAUAACGUCCAGUACUUGUCGGUGAAUCAGCCAGACACAAAGCUAGUGUUUGCAAUGGUGCACCCGUCCGUUGUGACGCUGAGAUCGCCCUUCCAGUUCCUGCGCAAAAUCAAGGUGCUAUAUUUGAAUUCUGAUAAGGCCAAAUUCGGGCAUUUUUUCGAUCUCAACCUGCAAUCGCUGGAGGAGAAGAAAGACGAGCCAAAGGAGGACGUCAAGGAAACCAAGCAGGACAAGGACGACAAGCGGAAACCAAAGUCCAGCAAAAAGUCCCGAAAAUGGAACACCGACGGCUCGUUUUACGAGGAAGACGGCCAGACCACAAACCUCGACUUUUCCGGGCACAAUGCCAAGGAGGCUCAAGGAUCGGCCAACUUGGAACAGCUGGUAGGCGACGCCAGCCAGUUCGGAACGAAAACAAAGACCGGCGAGUUUCUGGUGAACGAUCUGUCGCAGGAAAUGGACAGAAUAUUGUCAUUGCAACCAACGCCAAAGGCCCAGGAAGCCAACUCACAACCGUUCGGGUUCCUCAGAAACCUUAUUGGCGGCAAGAAGAUCACCAAGGAAGACGUCAAGAAGGUGAAAUCGGCAUUGUCCACGCAUCUCAUCAAGAAAAACGUGGCCCCCGAUGUGGCCAACUCGCUCAUUUCCGAGAUCGAAAAGGAACUGGUUGGAUCAACCACUGCAAAUUUCACAUCUGUUCAGGAAACAGCGAAAAAGAGUCUGGAGAAACAGCUCAUCAAGCUGCUGACACCAAACAACUCGAUCGACCUUCUGAAGGAGAUCCAGACGAAAAAGGCCAACAAGCAGAUGCCGUACGUUAUUUCUGUGGUUGGAGUGAACGGUGUUGGAAAGUCCACCAAUUUGUCCAAGCUAGCAUACUGGCUGUUACAGAACAACUACCGUGUGCUGAUCACCGCGUGCGACACGUUCAGAUCCGGUGCUGUGGAGCAAUUGCGCACCCAUGUUAAUAACCUCACCAAGCUAUCCCAGGAUAAGCAGCAGAUCGAGCUAUUUGAAGGAGGAUACGGUGGAGCAGAUUUGGUGGCCAAAAUCGCAACGGGAGCAAUCAAAUACGCAAAGCAAAACAACUUCGACAUCGUGUUGUUGGACACCGCCGGAAGAAGACACAACGACACGCAAUUGAUGGCUCCGUUGGCGUCUUUCGCCAAGGCGGCCAACCCAGACAAAAUCAUCAUGGUCGGCGAAGCCCUGGUCGGCACAGACUCCGUGCUGCAGGCACAAAACUUCAACAAGGCGUUUGGAGCAAAUAGACAUUUGGACUUCUUCAUUGUGUCCAAGUGCGACACCGUUGGAGACCUGAUUGGAUCGAUGGUGAACCUGGUUUAUGCCACAGGAAUCCCAAUUCUGUUUGUUGGUAACGGCCAAACAUACACAGACUUGAGAACGCUGAGCGUGGACUGGGCUGUUAGUAUGUUGAUGUCUUAA
Molecule: messenger RNA, 1659 nt
Organism: Ogataea philodendri
Lineage: Eukaryota; Fungi; Ascomycota; Pichiomycetes; Pichiales; Pichiaceae
Exons: 1
Coding region: 1-1659 (552 amino acids)
Biological process (GO): SRP-dependent cotranslational protein targeting to membrane
Cellular component (GO): endoplasmic reticulum membrane; signal recognition particle receptor complex
Molecular function (GO): signal recognition particle binding; GTPase activity; ATP hydrolysis activity
Source: RefSeq, a predicted model, not a curated record